ACUUCCUCUUUAAGCACGAGCUUCGGGGAAAACAACAUCAUAAACCCAGAACGCUCGAACUAUAAGCAAUAACAUCAGUUUAACUACAGCAACACUAUCAAUUAUCGCUUCUACUUCUGAUUAAAUACUUCAACUUCAAUAUUCAACAUGCCGCAGAACGAGCACAUCGAGUUGCACCGCAAGCGCCACGGUUACCGGCUCGACCACCAUGAGCGCAAGAGGAAGAAGGAGAGCCGUGAAGUGCAUGAGCGCUCGCAGAAAGCCAAAAAGCUCAUCGGCCUGAAAGCCAAGCUGUACCACAAACAGAGACAUGCUGAGAAGAUCCAGAUGAAGAAAACCAUUAAGAUGCACGAACAGAGACGAACCAAACAGAAGGAUGACGACAAGACACCAGAAGGGGCAGUUCCAGCUUACCUGCUGGACAGAGAGGGCCAGUCUCGUGCCAAGGUUCUUUCCAACAUGAUCAAACAGAAGAGAAAGGAGAAAGCUGGUAAAUGGGAGGUGCCACUUCCGAAAGUGCGCGCUCAGGGCGAGACAGAGGUCCUCAAAGUCGUCCGCACCGGAAAGAGGCAGAAGAAGGCAUGGAAGAGAAUGGUGACCAAAGUUUGCUUCGUAGGAGACGGCUUCACACGCAAUCCGCCAAAAUACGAGCGCUUCAUCAGGCCGAUGGGUCUGAGGUUCAAAAAGGCUCACGUGACUCACCCUGAACUGAAGGCCACAUUCCACCUGCCGAUCUUAGGUGUAAAGAAGAAUCCGUCCUCCCCUCUUUAUACCACACUCGGGGUCAUCACCAAGGGAACAGUUAUCGAGGUUAACAUUAGCGAGCUGGGUUUGGUAACACAGGGCGGCAAGGUUAUCUGGGGUAAAUAUGCCCAGGUGACGAAUAAUCCAGAAAAUGAUGGCUGCAUUAACGCAGUCCUGCUUGUGUAACAUUUAAUGAAUGAACUCUACCUUCAAGUGCUAUUUGAACUGUAACAGCUUUGUAACAUCAUCUUCAAAAUGCUGGAGCGGUGCACUAAUACGAACGUGGAUUUGAACAUGGAUGAUUGGAUGAAGAUAAAGAAGCUCUGUUGUCUCCAGAGAAACAUGUCGAGUGGAUAAAAGGAAAUGUUUCAAAUAAAGAUGUCAUCUUUGGA
This is a messenger RNA of Trichomycterus rosablanca, 1136 nucleotides long. RefSeq names its product NSA2 ribosome biogenesis homolog (S. cerevisiae) (gene nsa2). The coding region runs from base 148 to 930 and encodes 260 amino acids. Gene Ontology annotation, cellular component: preribosome, large subunit precursor; nucleolus. The transcript has 6 exons. NCBI's taxonomy places the organism in Eukaryota, Metazoa, Chordata, Actinopteri, Siluriformes, Trichomycteridae. Gene Ontology annotation, biological process: maturation of LSU-rRNA; maturation of 5.8S rRNA. The record is from RefSeq and is a predicted model, not a curated record.